UUGAGCUUUAGGGUUUCGCAAGAAGAAGAAGAAGGCGGUAUCAAAUGGGAAAAACCCGCAAGGAGAUCUGAUCUCCAGCUUUUCAUAUAUAUAUGGGUUUCAGGUGUAACCAACAAGCAACAGUAAAAAUGGAAAUGGAAGUUAAACAGAAAUACAAAAUAAAACAGUAAAAGCUAGCCACGUGUCUUCUUCAUGUUGGCUCGUUAAAACUCCACCCA
Molecule: messenger RNA, 218 nt
Organism: Linum tenue
Lineage: Eukaryota; Viridiplantae; Streptophyta; Magnoliopsida; Malpighiales; Linaceae
Source: the annotation of a GenBank genome assembly